CUAAGAAUACCCGUAGUAAAUUUUCAAAUAGUAUUGUGGCUUCUAUAUGUCCUAUUCCAUGAGAACUAUAAAUUCCAUUAACAAAGUCCUUGAGAUCAAAGUUAUAUAUGAAUUUUCCAGUGUUUUCAUUUUCUGUGUAUUCAGACAUAUGGCACGUGAUCCGGUAACAUUGGUAUCACAAGUAAAAAGUGAGCUUAUUACACACGUGGAAACAGAGGCCCCAUCUCAGAACAUGAAUCAGCAUGUGUAUUUUCUGAAAAGUGCAGUUGUUUUCUGAAUUACGCUUGAAGAAGUGCUUAUAUUUCGGACAUAUCUUGACAUUUCCCGCUGAGAAAUAUACACCACUGAACCUUAAUAAUGCAAACAAAGGACUCAGAAAUCCAUACGCCUGUGUCCACAUCCUAAUUUUAAAGUUUAUUUUCCUGAAAUGCGAAAUCCGUACCAUGGAUUGUUGGACACGUGUCACCCUCAUGUGUCAGUGUUCGAAAACAUUAUCAGCGAAUUUUAUUGGGGCAAAGUGAUCUUAUUGGAUGAUUCAAGAUACUCCCCUAGCGCUGUUUUCAUGUUGGGUGACAUGAACUCUGCCGGCCGUCUCUUGGUAAGUGUGGCUUCUCUUUUCAUUCAGAGACAGCUGACCUUCACGGAUGUGGCCAUAGAUUUCUCUCAGGAGGAGUGGGAAUGCCUGGACCCAGAUCAGCGGAAAUUAUACCUGGAUGUGAUGUUGGAGAACUAUGGCAACCUGGUCUCCGUGGCUAUGUCAUCUGAAGAUGCCCAGGCCUUUUUCCUAAAGCCCAGAAUUCAAGAUUUAUUCUCUGAAAUUAUACUGGUAAGAUAUAAAAGGUGUGGUUUUGAUAAUGUACACUUAAUGAAAGCCUUGGAAUUUGAGCAUGAAUGGGAAAAUGGAAAAGACUUUAGUCAGUCCUCAGGAUCUACUCAACAUCAUAGAUAUCAUACAGAAGAAAAGUCUUAUAAAUGUUCAGAAUGUGGCAAAGCCUUUGGCCGGCCAUCAGUGCUUAUUCUUCAUCAGAGAAUUCACACUGGAGAGAAACCUUACAAAUGUAGAGAAUGUGGCAAAGCUUUUAGCCAGUCCUUUCACCUCAAUCGUCAUCAGAUUAUUCAUACUGGAAAGAAGCCUUAUAAAUGUACAGAAUGUGGCAAAGCCUUUAGCCAGUCCUCCUUCCUUAAUCGUCAUCAGAUUAUUCAUACUAAAGAGAAGCCUCAUAAAUGCACAGAAUGUGGCAAAGCAUUCAAUACCUCAGCAGCCCUUAAUCGUCAUCGAAGAGUUCAUACUGGAGAGAAGCCAUAUAAAUGUAGAGAAUGUGACAAAGCCUUUAGCCAACACUCAACCCUUACUCUUCAUCAGAGAAUUCACACUGGAGAGAAACCUUACAAAUGUAGAGAAUGUGGCAAAGCUUUUAACCAGUCCUCCUUCCUUAACCGUCAUCAGAUUUUUCAUACUAAAGAGAAGCCUCAUAAAUGCACAGAAUGUGGCAAAGCAUUCAAUACCUCAGCAACCCUUAAUCGUCAUCGAAGAGUUCAUACUGGAGAGAAGCCAUAUAAAUGUAGAGAAUGUGACAAAGCCUUUAGCCAACACUCAACCCUUACUCGUCAUCAGAGAAUUCACACUGGAGAGAAACCUUACAAAUGUACAGAAUGUGGCCAAGCGUUCAGGCAGUCUGCAACCCCUAAUCGACAUCACAGAGUUCAUAGUGGAGAGAAGCCGUCUAAAUGUAGAGAAUGUGGCAAAACCUUUAGCAUGUCCUCCUCCCGUAGUCGUCAUCAGAGUAUUCAGACUGGAGGGAAGCCUUAUAAGUGUACAGAAUGUGGCAAAGCGUUCAGGCAGUCUGCAACCCCUAAUCGACAUCACAGAGUUCAUAGUGGAGAGAAGCCGUCUAAAUGUAGAGAAUGUGGCAAAACCUUUAGCAUGUCCUCCUCCCGUAGUCGUCAUCAGAGUAUUCAGACUGGAGGGAAGCCUUAUAAGUGUACAGAAUGUGGCCAAGCGUUCAGGCAGUCUGCAACCCUUAAUCGACAUCACAGAGUUCAUAGUGGAGAGAAGCCUUAUAAAUGUACAGAAUGUGGCAAAGCGUUCAGGGAAUCUGCAACCCUUAAUCGACAUCACAGAGUUCAUAGUGAAGAGAAGCCGUAUAAAUGUAGAGAAUGUGACAAAGCUUUUAGCCGACACACAAACCUUAGUAAUCAUCAGAGAAUUCACACUGGAGAGAAACCUUAUAAAUGUAGAGAAUGUGGCAAAACCUUUAGCGACUCCUCAAACCUUACAGCACAUCAGAGAGUUCACACUGGAGAGAAGCCCUAUAAAUGUAGAGAAUGUGGCAAAGUCUUUAGCCACUCCUCAUCCCUUACUUAUCAUCAGAGGGUUCACACUGGAGAGAAACCUUAUAAAUGUAGAGAAUGUGGCAAAGCCUUCCGUGUUAUAUCAUUACUUACUUGUCAUCAGAGAGUUCACACUGGAGAGAAGCCUUAUAAAUGUAGAGAACGUGGCAAAAGAUUUACCAGCUUCUCCAACUUUACAAAGCACCAGAGCGUUCACACAGAGAAACCUUACAAAUGUAGAGAAUAUGGCAAAGCCUUUAGCCAGUCCUCAUCCCUUGUUAAGCAUCAGAGUGUUCACACUGCAGAGAAAAUUUGUCCAGGUAAAUGUAUAAAAUGUGGCAAAUCCUUUGGGAGCUCCUCAGGUCUUGCUAAGCAUCAGAGUUCAUUCUGGAGAUAA
Myotis davidii is the source of this 2728-nucleotide messenger RNA. Its product is annotated as zinc finger protein 420-like. NCBI's taxonomy places the organism in Eukaryota, Metazoa, Chordata, Mammalia, Chiroptera, Vespertilionidae. Gene Ontology annotation, cellular component: nucleus. The record is from RefSeq and is a predicted model, not a curated record. Gene Ontology annotation, biological process: regulation of transcription by RNA polymerase II. Gene Ontology annotation, molecular function: RNA polymerase II transcription regulatory region sequence-specific DNA binding; DNA-binding transcription factor activity, RNA polymerase II-specific.